Salvia miltiorrhiza (redroot sage) is the source of this 3246-nucleotide messenger RNA. RefSeq names its product receptor-like protein EIX1. Lineage: Eukaryota; Viridiplantae; Streptophyta; Magnoliopsida; Lamiales; Lamiaceae. Gene Ontology annotation, molecular function: protein binding. The coding region runs from base 75 to 2885 and encodes 936 amino acids. The transcript is spliced from 2 exons. The record is from RefSeq and is a predicted model, not a curated record.
AUUUAAACCAUCCAACUUGAGACUAUGGAGUAUUCCACAAACAUAUAUCUCUUCCACUCAUCAAUAGAGAAAGCAUGAUUUCUGAUAAAGGAAUUCCAAUCAAAUUUCUUCUUUUUGUUCUACUUUGUGUCUAUGUUUCAGGAGAUGAUGCAGAAGUGAGAUGCAUUGCGAGGGAGAGAGAAGCUCUUCUGAGCUUCAAGAAAACCCUCAUCGGUGAUGAUGGUAUUCUCUCGUCAUGGCGAAAUGAUGAAUGCUGCGAAUGGUAUGGUGUUGUGUGCAGCAACACUACUCGCCAUGUCAUCGCCCUCCAACUUAAUACUUGUGAUUUGGAAGGUGUAUUGCAAGGUAAGGUUGGUUCUUCCUUGCUUGAGUUGCAUCAUUUAAACUAUCUUGAUCUCAGUUGCAAUGAUUUUGGAGGCAAUCCAAUACCGGAAUUCAUUGGUUCCAUGAAACAAUUACAGCGCUUGUAUCUCAAGGGUUCUCACUUUUCUGGUAUCAUUCCUCCUCAGAUAGGUAACCUUACUAAUCUACGCUCACUUAGUCUCUCAUAUAACUCUUUGACCACUGAGAAUCUCGAUUGGCUUUCAAGUCUCUCUUUGUUGUCUUUUCUUGGUUUGAGUCAAAUCAACUUGAGUCAUACAAACUGGCUGCAACAUAUCCUAAGGCUUCAUUCCCUAAGUGAAUUGUACUUGAAUUCUUGUAACUUGAAGGAUACUAAACCUUUUCUUAAUUCUUCUUCCAAAUCUCAUCUUUCUAUCCUUGUUGUGUCUGAUAAUAACCUCACUUCUUCCUCGUUCGAUUGGUUAUCCAACUUAAACACAAGUCUAGUGGAAAUAGACCUGUCACACAAUGCUUUUUUAGGCCCGAUUCCUAAUGCACUAAUAGAGAGUUUGGUUCUUAUUGAGCAUCUUGAUCUUUCUAGUAACAUGCUUCAAGGUCAAGUCCCAAAAUCUUUGUCCAAUCUCAGUCGUCUGCGCGUCUUAGUUCUUUAUGAAAAUGACUUAGGAGGAGAACUUGAUGAGCUGUUUGGAAAUAUAUCCGCCAAAGGAAUGUUGGAAUCACUCCAAAUUCUGGAUUUGGCUGAUAAUAAACUCAAUGGUUCAGUGCCAGACCUGAGAGCAUUUUCUGGAUUGACAGAAGUGUACUUUGGGGGAAACAACUUCACAGGCUCCAUGCCUCUAAGUAUUGGUCAACUCUCGAAGCUGGAGGUUCUAGAUCUUUCUAGUAAUUCUUUGCAAGGCGUAGUCUCUGAAUCCCACUUCACCAAGCUUGAUAAAUUGAAGAUACUAGAUUUAUCCUUGAAUUCAUUGAUCUUGUAUGUUGCCCCCGAUUGGAGUCCUCCUUUUCAGUUGAAGCAUAUAUUUUUAGCAGAAUGCAAUGUGGGCCCAUCUUUCCCAAAAUGGAUCCAAACUCAGGAGAAUUUGUCUAGCCUUUAUCUCUCCGGAGGUGGCAUAAGAGAUGAAGCCCCAACAUGGUUGUGGACUAUAUCCCCUUCAUUAGAGGCCUUAUUUCUUUCUUACAAUCAAAUUACUGGAUCUGUUCCUAAUCUCUCAUCCACUUCCAUCAGAACCUUAGAUCUUAGUAACAAUAGUUUCUCAGGUCCUAUUCCAUUAUUUUCUGCCAUUAAUGCCAGGAAUAUUCAGUUGAGUGGAAAUAUGUUCUCUGGUUCAAUUUCAUCUAUUUGCAAAAUUCCCCAAUAUCGUCAGCUUCGUAGACUUUACCUCUCCAAUAAUAAGUUGGCAGGAGAGAUUCCCAACUGUUGGGAUAAAAUGCCAAACUUGGACUCUUUGAAUUUGGCCGACAACAGUUUUUCGGGUGAAAUUCCUCGCUCUUUCGGCUCUUUGCUUCACCUCUUUGCACUACAGUUGCGUGGUAAUAAUUUAUCUGGAGAGUUGCCUUCCACUUUGAGACUUUGCCAGCAUUUGAGGUUAGUUGAUGUUGGAGGGAAUGCGUUAACAGGAGAGAUCCCCACUUGGAUUGGCGACUUGGAUAACAUGGCAUUUCUAAACCUUCACGGGAAUAAAUUGCAUGGCAAUAUUCCUCCUCAGAUUUGCAAUCUCACUCAUAUUCGAAUUCUGGACUUGUCGAUAAACAUGUUGUCUGGAAAAAUACCUGAUUGCUUCAACAAUUUUACUACCAUGGCUCACAAGAGUACCAUACAAGCUGAAUGGCUUGGUUAUAUCUACGUGUUCCAUUACAAUGAUAAUCUUCCAAAUGUGAAAAUUCGACCUGUCUAUGAAUAUUCGGCAAUUCAAUGGAAAGGUCAAGAAUCGGAAUAUACUCAUAAUCUUCGGCUUCUCAAACUCAUUGAUUUUUCAAGCAAUAGUUUGACCGGAAACAUUCCCAAAUCAUUUUCCAGUAUGCUUGGAUUAAUUUCCUUGAACCUAUCAAGAAAUAGUUUGACAGGAAAUAUAAUUGGAGAUAUUGGUGAGAUGGAGAUGUUAGAAUGUCUUGACCUAUCACACAACCAAUUUUCCGGUGAAUUGCCCACAAGCCUGGCACAGUUACAGUACUUGGCUGUUCUCGACUUGUCGAACAACGACUUAUUUGGUAAAAUUCCAACGAGUACUCAACUUCAGAGCUUCAACGCAUCUGCUUAUGAUGAGAAUGACGGACUCUGUGGGCCCCCUCUGGCAUCGUGCCCCGAAGAUAGCUUGAGGCCAUCCACCACUAAUCCGAAUGAGAAAGACGACAACAGCCUCUCUUUUAUGCAAGAAGUCUGCAUAUCAUUGGGCUUUGGUUUUAUAUUUGGAUUUUGGGGAGUUGUUGGAACUUUCAUACUGAAGAAAUCAUGGAGAAUUGCAUACUUCAAUUUCUGGGAUGCUGUUGGAGAUUGGUUCUACGUCAGGAUUGCUGUGUUUGUAUCCAAAUGGAGACGAAGCUGAAAUACUGAGGCGGACAAGCUCGUGGAUACAUGAAGAAAUGUGGAAGAAGUGUUGCUAGUAAUUAAUAAAUAUAGUUUUGGUACCUCAAUUAUAGUCCUAUUAUGUGUUUCUUAAUACUUUAAUUAUGUCGCUGUUCAUCAAAUUAAGUGUUUUACCUACUUUUUAUUUUUUAUUUUUAUUGUUGUUUGUCAUGUAUUUUAAGUGAUGAAGUUAUAUUGAAUAUGUUGUAUGUGUGACAGUGGGUUCAAGCUGCAGGGACUGACUUGCGUAAUAUAUAUAUUAUCCCUCGUAGUAUACAUCAUUCUUCGAUCUGUAUUUUGGAAUUUCUUUGUUGAUCAAUAAAUCUCCUCCGAUUGACUCU